AUGGCGACGCGCAACAGCAUAGCGAAGGUGCCGUAUGGGCUGGACACGACUUCGCCAAACGAUCCGCCGCGUGGUGCGCAUCAACGAGGGCCCAAUUCGCAGGCGACGCCCUUGCAACACCGCGCAUCCGUCAGCUCGACCGCCUCCUUCGCUACCAUGGCCACUUCAGACGGCCCGUUCAGCUCUGGCCCGAGCCAUCCGUACGGCAUGUACCCACAGAACACAAUGGUGCGAAACACGAGCAUAUCUACAACGUCCACACAGCAGCAGCCGCCCGCAAUACCACAGCUUCCAACAGGGCCCAGCCACCCUUACGGAAUGUAUCCGCAGAACGUUGUCGAGGACGAGCCGCCCGUUCCCGUAGUGCAGACGGCCAUACCCGUUGGCUUCCCCGGCAUCAACAACGGCUUCCACAGACAGAUAGGACCAGAUGGCGAAGAGCAGGACAUUGUGGGGCCAUUCGGGCAUACGGAGCAGCUGCCUCCGUACUCACGAUACCCGGAGGAGGGGCCCACAAAGGCCUCGAUGGCGGCGGAAGCGAGCGCCACUCCGCUUGAGGCGAGAGCAAACCCCAUGGCAGGGUCCAACGACACGCUAUUGAUAGAUGCUGCACCGCCCGCACCUCCUUCGCCCGUGUCUCCUGUCUCCCCCUUGGCUCCCAUUGCACCCGCUCUCCUGCCACAACAGCGGCCUGAGACCCAGACUGGCAAUGUGGCUCCUCGACCCGCGACUACAUCUGAAUCAGCCUCACUCCUGACAAUGACAACGGAUGACGGUGUUGUUGCGGAGAAGGCCGAACCCGAACCGAGUAUCAGGAAGCAAAGCUGGCGUAAGAAGCGGCUAUGGGGCAAAGUACCUGUCACUGUGGCCCUUUGCUUGCUCAUAUUGUUGCUCAUAUUUGCUGUCGUGCUUGGCGCCGCGAUUGGCACCUUCUUAACCAAGAACAAGGAGAAGUCUAAGCAGGAUAAAAAUCGAAACGGCCAUGAUAAACCGGAACUAGCAGUUACCGGCAAUACUCUCUUUGGAGCGACUCCCAUUGCAACACCAAGUUCGCUCCCUGCGUUGCCUACGGGUGCAUUCUCGCUUCCCCUAGGUUACGCUCAAGAAAGUAGCCCUGGUUGUCUUCUUUUGGGCAACCAAUAUGCGGCUUGGUCAUGCAAAAUGUCUUUUGCUCCCCUUCAGGUCGUCAUUAAUUCCACAACGGAUGGCUAUCAGGCAUCCCUGCAAACAUGGGUUGCCCCAGAUGGUAGCAUACAGUACGGACUCCAGACUCCUCUCGUACCUCCAUCUACCUUGCAGCUCGUUAGCGAUCUUGAUUAUAGAGGCUACGGGCCUGCAUGGCAUUUCUCAGGGCGGUACGACAAAGUUGUUGUCCUUCAGAAUGAGGAGUUUGCUGCCGGCACCAAUCUGCGAAAGCGAGAUGACGAUGAUAACAAACCGUCCUUCCGUCAUCGAUUCCAGGUCAUGCCUGGCGACAACCCUUGGUACUGCAUUUGGAACUCCACCUACAUCGAGGGCUACAUAUAUGUCACAGAUAACUCGACAGCUGCCUCCAUGACCAACUACCCCACUCCUAAUCCCUCCGACCCCUUCAAUGGAGUGAUGACCCCAACAGCCACGAUAUCGGCAUCCUUCCCUGAAACCUCGACCGCAUCCGCCACACCGCCGCCUACGAAGAGAACUCCACAGGAACGCGGCGAUGACAGAUCUAAUUUCCGCUUCCCAUUCCCAUAUCCCCGCAUCGUUAAGAUCGAAGAGCGACGACUCCCUGGCGCACCGCAGCCCUAUUGUCAAAAGAUGCAAUUGCUCGACAACGGACAAAUUGCUCCAGCAUCUGGCAGUAACGGCGGCAACGUCAUCGUUUGGCUCCAAGAGUCCGAUCCGGCGAUGAAAGAAUUCUAUGGGGCUCCUCCAGGUCCGCCGCCUUCAUCAACAGAAGCUGCGAAGGCACGGAGACAACAGGAGAGGAGGUCAGAUCCAUCGGACGCUUGCCACUGCCAGUGGAUGUUCCAGUAA
Paraphaeosphaeria sporulosa is the source of this 2016-nucleotide messenger RNA. RefSeq lists its product as uncharacterized. The record is from RefSeq and is a predicted model, not a curated record. Bases 1 to 2016 code for a protein of 671 amino acids. Lineage: Eukaryota; Fungi; Ascomycota; Dothideomycetes; Pleosporales; Didymosphaeriaceae. The transcript has 2 exons.